GUGAUAAUGUUGGCGAAUCAAUCUGUUAAAAGUUUCCAUUUUCAAUCUUGUUUGUUUGGAUAUUGCAAAACCCUCUACAAACCCUUUCCUCCAUCCCUCUGCAAAUCAAUUCCUCUAUCUCCGAGAUAAGCAACCGUAUAGCUCACCACAAUGCUACUCGCAGCCACACCCCUUUCGUUCUAUGCUCCACCCAAGCCUCUUUUACCUCCACAACCUUCUUCUCUUCUCAAAUCAAGAGAUUUUGUUACUAUAUUCUCCACCACCACCCAGUCCCUAGUAUCUUCAAUUCAAUCACCACCAACACGGUUGCUCGCCACACCACCUACAGGAAAAUUUCUCAGAAAAGACUAUCUUAUUCAAAAGUAUUCUGCUAAAGAGGUUCAGCAUCUUGUAAAAGGAGAAAGAAACGUGCCACUGAUAAUAGAUUUCUACGCUACAUGGUGUGGCCCUUGUACAUUGAUGGCUCAAGAACUUGAAAUGAUUGCAGUCGAGUAUGAAAGCAACGCCAUGAUAGUAAAGGUUGACACAGACGAUGAAUACGAAUUUGCACGUGACAUGCAGGUUCGGGGUCUACCAACGUUGUAUUUCAUCAGUCCUGAUCCAAGCAAAGACGCGAUCAGAACCGAAGGGCUCAUCCCGAUCCAGAUGAUACGAGAUAUCCUCGACAAGGAUAUGUGAAAAAUACACAAAACGAGCAGGGGAUUCGAAAGGUGAUGGAUACAACUUCCACAUACAUUUCGUGAUUACGAUUUGCAUAGUUUUGGGAUGGUUUAGUGUUUUCGUAGGGGUUGGGUUUUGUUGUUUAUGAUGGUCGACUAUUUGGUCUUGAAAUUUUGGUCUCCGACCGCUGAGGUAUUGGUUUCUGAUUAAGAAGUUGGUUUGAAAUCAUUGUAGUAAAAUGUAAUACCCAUCCGAACUGAAUGAAAUUUGAGUUAAAAGGUUUCGGUUUAUUCAGGGU
This is a messenger RNA of Cynara cardunculus var. scolymus (artichoke), 958 nucleotides long. Its product is annotated as thioredoxin-like protein CITRX, chloroplastic. Gene Ontology annotation, molecular function: protein-disulfide reductase activity. The record is from RefSeq and is a predicted model, not a curated record. NCBI's taxonomy places the organism in Eukaryota, Viridiplantae, Streptophyta, Magnoliopsida, Asterales, Asteraceae. Gene Ontology annotation, cellular component: thylakoid. The transcript is spliced from 4 exons. Gene Ontology annotation, biological process: plastid organization; cell redox homeostasis. Bases 151 to 678 code for a protein of 175 amino acids.